This is a messenger RNA of Ctenopharyngodon idella (grass carp), 3346 nucleotides long. RefSeq names its product programmed cell death 7 (gene pdcd7). The coding region runs from base 357 to 1898 and encodes 513 amino acids. The record is from RefSeq and is a predicted model, not a curated record. The transcript is spliced from 5 exons. NCBI's taxonomy places the organism in Eukaryota, Metazoa, Chordata, Actinopteri, Cypriniformes, Xenocyprididae.
AUUUAACAUGUAGCCUAAUUCAUUCCUGUUACGCAACGCUAAAUUGUCAUCGGUCUUCAGUGUCACGUGAUCCUUCAGAAAUCAUUCUAAUAUGGUGAUUUGCUGCUCAAGAAAUAUUUCUUAUAAAUAUCAAUGUUGAAAACAGUUGUGCUGCUUAAUAUUUAAUCGGAUUAUACGUUUUUCCUGUGUCCUAAAUGUUACUUUCCAUCCUGCUUUAACUUUGAAGGGGGUUUUAUUUUGAAGGCGUCCCGGCCGGAAGUUCUUUCAUCAUAACUUCCGGCUAUACGCUGUUCUCGGGACGCUCAUCAAAACUGCGCGCUUUAACACCGAAUUGCAUUUGAUUUUAGCCUGAAAUAAUGGAUAACUCUCAGCAGUUCGGUUAUAUGGGCGCUCCGCCUCCUCCCUUCAAUGCUCCUCCGUGUACAGACGGCGCGGUUUAUUCAGGAGGAGGUGCAGGACCAACACCGAUGCCUCCUCCGCCUGCAGCGGGACACACAUGGAACAUGUAUCAACACCCCCCACCGCCAGUACAGCAUCCCUGGCCCCAGUUUCCUCCCUUCGACCCGAGCAGACCACCUCCAGGGUCCUUCGAACCUCCUCAACACGGUGAGAACCCGCCUCCAUCCUGGUCCCAGAACCAGUGGAAUCAACCUGAACAUCAUUUCAGGAGACAGUUCACACCAAAUCAACACCAAUUUCCAAAUUCAGCACCAGUAUCAUAUCAGUCCAACACCAGGCCGGAUAAUUCAGCUCAGAUGUACACCUCGAACAACCAAAAUUACUCAUUUACCAACCAGUCCUGGCUAGAUGACAACCAAAACAACAGUCAAAUCACAUCAGUAACAGCUUCCGAUGAAGAAUCCAAGCAGAGGUUGAGAGAUGAGCAGUGGAUUCAAAGUGUCCUGCUGUCAAGAAUCAGUAAAUCCAGUGAACCAAAGCAAACCGAAUCCAAACCAUCCGUCUCUCAGUUCAAAGAGAAGCUGUAUGGGACUGUUAAAAUGCUGUCUGAGUUGAAUAUUGUAUGCCAGAUGCUGAAGGAUAAUGUAGAGAAUGAAGAUGUUUGGACUGAUGCGCUCUCAAAAGCGGCAGAACUGAAGAACAACAUACAGGAGAGACUGACAGAGCUGAAGGACCCAGACUGUGUCCGCAGCAUCAAGAGGAGAUUACUGCAGAUAAACAAGAAGAGAGCAAGGAUGAGGAGAAGAAAGAUGGAACAAAAGGAGGAAAAGCUGGAAGAGGAGGCUAGACGUGCUGAACGAGAGGCGGCGGUUGAUAAAUGGCAGAUGAAACGCCUUCAAGAAGUGGAGGAGAAGAACAGAGAGAAAGAGUUGAAACUGGCCGCAGAUGCCGUUCUCUCAGAGGUCCGAAAGAAACAAGCAGAUGCCAAGAGAAUGCUGGACAUCCUCAAAUCACUGGAAAAACUCAGAAAACUCCGGAAAGAGGCUGCGGCCAGGAAAGGCAUGUUUCCAGGAAAAGAGAGUGAUGACAUAUUUGAGGGUCACUUGGAGCGGUUGAGGAGUCUGAUCCGUAAACGGACGGCCGUGUACGCGACAGAGGAGAAAGCUCUGAGGGUCAUGCUGGAGGGAGAGCAGGAGGAGGAACGCAAACGAGACCGCGAGAAACGACUGAAGAAAGAAAAAGAGAAGCUCUUGCAGAAGAAGCGAGAGGUGGACGCAAUGCUGUUUGGAGCUGAAUUACCACCUGAUCACCCUCUUCAACCGUUCCAUGAUUACUACACACAGGCCGAACGCUCCCUUCCUGCUCUUAUUCAGAUAAGGAGAGAGUGGGAUCAGUUCCUGGUUUCUGUCGAACACCCUGACGGUACUUCGGUUCCUCAAGGCUGGGUCCUGCCCGACCCACCAGCCGACGACAUCUGGGCCACGGCCCUGGAGAAAUGACACUUUUGACCUGACAGACUGUUCAUUCACCAAAACAAAAAACAUUUGGUUGGGAAAAUGUGUGGCCAGAUUAAAUGAUACUCAUUUUGGUAAAUUUGAUGAAAACAUUUCACCAUAAAAUCAAAAAAAAUUGAAGCUUUUUUUUGGGACCAUUUAGAUUUUUUACAUUUUUUUAUUCAUGACUGUUACAUGCAUUUCCCCAAAUUCUCAUUACAAUAAUGUGUUGGGAUAUUUUUCAGUAAUUUUGGAUAUUUUUGAGUAAUUUUUAUAAUUAUUUUUUUUUGUUUUUUUUUUUUGUUAUUAUUUAUUUUCAGUGGUAAUUUUCAUUAGGUUCUCAUUGCCACAACACUGUAUUUUUACUGGAAAAUUAUAAAAUGACUGAAAUAUAAUGAUUUUUUGUUAUUUAAAUACCCUUAAAACUAAAUAAUUUAUAAAUACUAAUAUAUAUAUAUAUAUAUAUAUAUAUAUAUAUAUAUAUAUAUAUAUAUAUAUAUAUAUAUAUUAUUUAUUAGGGCUAUCAAAUCAAUCACACACAUAUAUAUUAUAUAACUUUUGUUAGAUGCGAUUAAUCGCCAUUGAUUUGACAACUCAUAUAUAUAUAUUAGGGCUGUCAAACGAUUAAUCGCAUACAAAAUACUGUGUGUAAUUAUUAUGUAUAUGUAAAUACAAACACAUUCAUGUAUAUAUUUGAUAAAUAUUUACAAGUAUAUGUAUUUAUUUAUAUUUUUAUAUUAUUUAUAUUAUACAGUAGUCAACAUUUGAAGUGGAUCAAAAAGUUCAUCAAAGCUGUAAUAAGAACUAAGUUGUACUAAGAAGAAGGUUUUGAUCCACUUCAAAUGUUGACUACUAUAUAUAAAUAAAAUAUUUGUACAUAAAUAACAUGUUUCUCUUAAAUAUAUACAUUAUUUAUAUAUACAUAUUAAUUACACACAGUACUCACACAUAUAUUAUGCAAACUUAAACUUUUAUUUUGUAUGCGAUUAAUCGUUUGACAGCCCUAAUAUAUAUAAAUAUAUAUGUAUAUAUAUAUAUAUUUGUGUGUGUGUGUGUAUUAGGGUUGUAAAAUCAAUUAAUGGCGAUUAAUCGCAUCUAUAUAUAUAUAUAUAUAUGUGUGUAUGUGUGUGUGUGUGUGUGUAUAUAUAUAUAUAUAUAUAUAUAUAUAUAAUUUUUUUCCCAUUACAGUAAUGAGAAUAGGACGAUGUGAUCAGUCUGCAUCAGUAGUCCUUCAAAACACGUCACAUGUUGACUUGUGUGAAAAAGUACUGAUUACAUCACAGUGAUUUCCUGUGAUCUGCUUAAGACAGACGUGCUGAUUGUGGUGUUUACAGAUGAAAACACGUCUAGAUAUGUUCAGAUACAUUAUCUGUGUGUAAUAUAUUUUACAUGACAAAACAAUUCUGUACUUGUCAAGAGUAAAAUAAAGUGUUCCCAUGAUGGGUUUUUCUAAA